UUACAUAUAUAUAACUUAGAAAAUAUAGAGUAUUGAAGUUUGGCUCAUAUGGCUUCAAAUUUUCAUGGCUUCCUCAUCUUCUUCUUCUUCAUCUUCAUGUUCUUUAAUUAUAUGACAUUUUUGGAGGCUGCUUUGGUUCCAGCGAUGUAUGUGUUUGGAGAUUCUUUAGUGGACGUUGGGAACAAUAAUUAUCUCAAUUUUUCUGCUGCGAAAGCCAACUUUUAUCCUAAUGGCAUUGACUUUCCCACCGGAAAACCCACCGGAAGGUUCUGUAAUGGCAAGAAUCCUGCUGAUUUUCUUGCUGAGAAGGUGGGUUUGGCUAGUGCGUCAUCGUAUCUUUCAAUUAUUGAGAAUAGAAGUCAUACAUACAACAUCAACAUAGGCGUCAACUUUGCCUCUGGAGGAGCCACAAUCAUUCCACAACCAAAUCAAAUAUUUGUUACGUCAAUAUCACUAUCUAAGCAAGUGGUCUACUACAAUUCUAUAUAUGAAGCGUUGGUGAGAGAUUUGGGAGUGAAUAAAGCAAAGGCACAUGCAUCCAAAUCUCUAUAUUUGAUAGAAAUUGGAAGCAACGACAUAUUUGCCUACUUUGCAUCACCCAACCUUGACAAAAUCUACACUCCUCCACAGUAUUUGAACUUAAUGUCUCAACAUUUCGAGAAGCAAUUAAAGUGUUAUUUAUGGCAGCGAUUGUAUGAAAAUGGAGCACGUAAAUUGGUGGUAAUUGGUGUGGGGGUAAUUGGAUGCACCCCAGCAAUGAGAUACCAAAACUUCACUGAAGGAUGCAAUUCUGAAAUGAAUCGGUGGGCAUUUGUGUUCAAUCAACAUCUCACAUCAAUGCUUAAGAAACUCAAAGAUGAGUUAUUUGGCUUUCAUUUUUCCUACUUUGAUGGCUUCUCUAUCAUGCUUAGCACCAUUCACAAACCCACUUCUUUUGGAUUUAGUGAAGUUAAAGUAGCAUGUUGUGGGUCUGGUAGACUAAAGGCUGAAGUAGCUUGCAUUCCAAAAGUAUCUUAUUGCAACAACAGAGACAAGCAUUUAUUUUGGGAUAAGUACCAUCCAACACAACAAGCUCAUCACUUUUUUUCUGAUUUAAUAUUCAAUGGACCACAAACAUACACUUUCCCCAUCAAUGUUCAAACCCUUAUAGCUAUUUAAAUCAACCAAAUUUGGAAGCAUAACACUUGUGGAGAUAAACAAAUGUGUAUAUGAAUUAUGAGGACUUCUUUAUUUGGUUUAGUUGACUCAUUAUUCUUGUAGGGUUCUCUCUUUCGGAAUUGCACAGGAAUAUGGUUUGAUAUUUGG
Benincasa hispida (wax gourd) is the source of this 1305-nucleotide messenger RNA. RefSeq names its product GDSL esterase/lipase At5g55050-like. The record is from RefSeq and is a predicted model, not a curated record. Gene Ontology annotation, molecular function: hydrolase activity, acting on ester bonds. NCBI's taxonomy places the organism in Eukaryota, Viridiplantae, Streptophyta, Magnoliopsida, Cucurbitales, Cucurbitaceae.